Messenger RNA from Eurytemora carolleeae, 2353 nucleotides. RefSeq names its product GATA zinc finger domain-containing protein 14. Lineage: Eukaryota; Metazoa; Arthropoda; Copepoda; Calanoida; Temoridae. Bases 647 to 1735 code for a protein of 362 amino acids. The transcript has 9 exons. The record is from RefSeq and is a predicted model, not a curated record.
AAAAUCUCAGGCCCAUGUUCCGACAACUAUACAGGAUGUCACGCCACAGUUUUUUGUCACAACAAGUAUUGAUGGACACAACUACAUUCAGCUAGCUGAUAAACAUGAGGAUAAAGAAUCAUCAAGAAGGAAUGGACAGAAUUUAGCUAAUCAUGUGCAAGAACCAAGUUAUUAUGAAAGUCAGGAACACUAUGAUAAUCAGGAACAGUAUGCGAAUCAGGAACAGUAUGAGAAUCAGGAACUUUAUACAAAUCUAGAUCAAUAUGUGAAUAAAGAGUAUCAGAAUACACCUCUGUCUCCAGUUUUUAAACCCUUCGCACAAGAUAAAUACCAAGAAAUAUAUCCGGAGAACCCAGGCUUUUCUCCACAGUCAAACAUCCCACUUCCAUUUAACACUGAGAACUCAAAACCAUCAGGCUACAACCCAUACCCGGAGCAAAAUAAAUAUUCGACCCGUCCUGAACCUACGAGCUAUAACGAAAUCAGCAACUCACCAGUAAACAAUGUGGAGUUUUCAAAACCCAGUCAACAUCAAGACGACAUCUAUCCUGUCUACAAUUCGUACAAUGAUAAUAGAAAGAUUGAUAUUUAUCCAGAUAUUGAAGCAAACAGAUUGGAGAAAAAUUCAGAAAAUAAUGAUAUUUUCAUGUACAAUCAGUUUAACAGUAACGAUAGUCCCCAAAAUGAAUACAACCAACGACAUCAAGAAUACAACAACCAACGACAUCAAAAAUACAAUAGUCAACCACAUCAAGAAUACGACAGUGAUCCACAUCUAGAAUACAACAGCGGAUCCCAUCAAGACCAUUUUAACAAAUUCAAACAUAAUUUUAUUAUGAAUCCUGAUAAAUGGGUUAACCAUGAGUGGACUGGGGACCAAAGAUUGAAAAAACAAAUGAAUUGGAAUAAAAAAAAUUUCAAUAACAUUCCAAUAUUUGAAACUGGAAGAAAGCAUGGAUGGAACAGGAGAAAUAAUGCCAAGGUUCCAGAAUACAGUUGGGAACACUCCCUUAAUAGACCUGACAGGUUUAAGGAACACUCCCCGGAUGAUCAUUACACAAAGGAACACUCCCUUCACCGCCCAAUUCCGUUUAAUGAUAUUUGGAAACAAACAAACCGAAGAGACUAUAAGGAUGCGAAGAUCAAGGAUAUUGUGGAACAAGAGUUUCAUAAAGGAGCAACUAACUCCCAGGAAGGGCAUAUGGUCUACCAGGACGAUAGAACAAUAGUCAUUCAACACUUUCAAACCAAUCCGUUCAACAACCACCGUCGAAAUGACCGCCGGUUUUCUCCGAACCAGACGCCGAUGACCCUGCCUGGAAACCGGCGGGCGAAUAUUCGUCUGAUCUCUAAACCAACCUGGGGCAAUUUUAACCAAGCUGAACACUAUCCCUGGAGCAGUAGGAUUCAAUCUAACCGCAGAAGUGACGAGGGACCGAGGGCUAUCUCCCCUCCUUCAAACAGGAUUAUUUACCGUCCCUCCCUCUCAGAAGGAUUUGCAGGUUUAAUCGCGGGUCUGAUACCUAUUGGAGCUAUAAUGGCAACCUUCUUGGGAGCAGGAGUUGGUAGAGGAAGAAGAAAAAGAGAAGUUAAAGAUAUGAAUAGAAAAGGAGAGGCAGCAGACGCCAUUUUGUUGGAAUCUCAGGAAGAGAUGAUAAUGGAUCAGAAAGAAGCUGAACUGAAAACAAAUCUUGAUGAGUUUGUUAAAAAGUUUGUUGAUAUCGAUAAUCUGUAAAUCAUAAAAUUCUCGAGAAUUCGCCUCCUCUCUUUUUUAUCUUUAAUGAUCAAUCUCGCAGUCCUUAACUUGUCCUAGCCACAGCGCUCAGGACAAACCGUUCUCUAGAAAUUCAGGGGGGCACUAGUUUUCCAUUCAUAUAUACUUUCAAGUGUGACGUUAUUGUUCAUGCUUUUAUUUUUGUAAAAUAAACCAAAGGUUUGGAUUAAAAUUAUUCUGCAAAUUAUCAAAAAGCAUGUUUUUUGUUUGUUAAUAUAAUGAGAUUGAGACCCUCCAAAGUCCGGUUUGAUUUAAAAAAUUAUAUUCAAUUUUUUUUCCCAUCCUUUAAUUUACAAUGGUUCCGACCCCUUAACUUCAUCAUUUUUCCUUAAAACAAAAGAAAAAUGAUGGAGUUAUCUUAGUUUUUCUAUUUUGAAAUUGAUUAUUUUCAAUUGCGGAUGCAGAAGAGACAGGAAAAUUAUUUUUUAAAAGCGAGGAAAUCUUCUUCUGUAUUAAUCUGAUAAAGAGUUAAAAUAAGCUGUUUUGAAUAAUGGCAUGUAAUUCAGGGUCAUCUAAAAUUAUUUCAAAAAAUCACGUCGAUUUGAAUUUGUAAAAUGUUACAGUAUUGAUACUUGAUAA